Molecule: messenger RNA, 1413 nt
Organism: Microplitis mediator
Lineage: Eukaryota; Metazoa; Arthropoda; Insecta; Hymenoptera; Braconidae
Product: glycerol-3-phosphate phosphatase
Exons: 4
Coding region: 233-1168 (311 amino acids)
Cellular component (GO): cytoplasm
Molecular function (GO): phosphatase activity
Source: RefSeq, a predicted model, not a curated record
UAGACGUCAAAAUCAACGUCGAGCGUCAGCUUGAAAUUGCACCUGUCUCUUCUUUUGUCAUUUUUCUGUCACCGAAACGUGACCUUCUUGGCACAGGUCACUUCAGGGCCAUUAGCCAUAAAAAAAAACACUUGACCUUCUAAAUUGACAUUUGUCAAAAUAAAUUAAUAUCUCGGCAUAAAUUUAAUGGAGUAUUAAUUAAAUUAUAAAUUAGUCAUUGAAAAAAUUAAAAAUGGACCCAAUUAAUUUAAAUAAUUUGAGUAAUGAUGAGCUAACCAAAAUUCUCGAUUCAUUUGAUAACAUUCUCACUGAUUGUGAUGGGGUACUUUGGCAUCACAAUAAUCCGAUCGCCGGAGCUGCUGAGGUUAUGAGCGCCUUUGAUAGGCUAGGAAAAAAAGUAUUUUACAUAACAAACAACAGUACUAAAUCGUGCGAAGAAUUUAUUGAUAAAUUUCGUAGUUUAAAUUUUCCCGCAAAUGAUAAAAAUAUUUUGUGUACUUCAUAUUUGGUCGCAAGGUAUCUGAAGGAUAAAAAUUUUCAAAAAAAAGUUUACAUGAUUGGAUCUUCAGGAAUCGCUAAAGAACUUGACAAAGCCGGUAUCCCACAUGUUGGAUUAGGUAAAGAUCCAAUAACAUCAGAUGACGUAUCAUUACUCCUUAGUUACUUCAAACCAGACCCAGAAGUUGGUGCCGUCGUCGUAGGAUUCGAUUUACAUUUUAAUUAUCUCAAAAUUUUGAAAGCCGCAACUUUUUUAAAUAACAAAGAUGUCGAAUUUAUUGCAACCAAUACCGAUGAACAAUUUCCUGGAGACAAUAAUAUAAUAAUACCAGGUACCGGAAGUCUUGUAAAAUGUGUUGAGACUUGUGCGGAACGUAAACCAACAGUUAUGGGAAAACCAUCGACUUACAUAUCAGAAAUGUUGGCUAAAAAUUAUAAAAUAAAUCCCGAACGCACACUGAUGAUUGGUGAUCGUGCCAAUACCGACAUUUUACUUGGAAAACGAUGCAAUUACAAGACUCUGCUGGUGUUGACCGGCGUAAGUACCGCCGGGCAAAUGGAAAAAUGGAAAAAAUCAAGUGAUCCAAAUGACCACGAGUUGGUGCCGAGUUAUUACGCAAAUUCAAUCGGUGAUUUACUUCCUUGUUUGGAAAAUAAAUUAAAAAAUUAAGUAAAGUCAAAGACCUAAUACCUGAUCAGGGAACUAGUCUCCGAUCUCUUCAUGUAUUUGUAUAUCUAUGUAUAGUAAAAUUCAGUAUAUAUUGAUAUAUAAGUGAUGAGUGAUGAUGAUAAAUAAAUACAUGAGUGACCGAGUACUAGUUCCCUGAACGAUCCUGAAGUUAGCAGACAAUUAAAAAUUUUAUGAUUUUAUUUCGAACGAUUAAAUUUGAAUAAAAAAAAAACUGAAAAAAUGCA